Lolium rigidum is the source of this 1582-nucleotide messenger RNA. Its product is annotated as polyamine oxidase 1-like. Lineage: Eukaryota; Viridiplantae; Streptophyta; Magnoliopsida; Poales; Poaceae. The record is from RefSeq and is a predicted model, not a curated record. The coding region runs from base 1 to 1491 and encodes 496 amino acids. Gene Ontology annotation, molecular function: oxidoreductase activity. The transcript is spliced from 7 exons.
AUGAAGCCCUUCACAGUCAUAGUUCUGGUGCUCGUCGUUGCUGUAGCACAAUAUGCCUCUCUGGCCACCGCCGCCGGUCCCAAGGUCAUCAUCGUCGGCGCCGGCAUGUCGGGGAUCUCGGCUGGGAAGAGGCUGUCGGAGGCCGGGAUAACCGAUCUCCUAAUCCUGGAGGCGACUGACCGCAUCGGCGGCCGCAUCCACAAGACCAAGUUCGCCGGGGUGAACGUAGAGAUGGGAGCCAACUGGGUGGAGGGAGUGAACGGCGACGAGAUGAACCCCAUCUGGACCAUGGCCAACGGCACCGGAGGCCUCAACCUCCGCACCUUCCGCUCCGACUUCGACCACCUCGCCAGCAACAUCUACAAGCAAGACGGCGGUCUCUACGAGGAGAAACUUGUCGACAAGAUUAUCAAGAGAAUGGAGGAGGUGGGAGAGAGCGGCAGCAAGCUCGCCGGCACCUUGCACCACAGCGGCCAGCAGGACAUGUCCGUCAUGGCUAUGCAACGCCUCAAUGACCAUAUGCCUAGCGGUCCAUCGACGCCAGUGGACAUGGUGGUGGACUACUUCGAGCACGAUUUCGAGUUCGCGGAGCCACCACGCGUGACGAGCUUGCAGAACACGCAGCCUCUCCCGACAUUCGACAACUUCGGCGACGACGUCUACUUCGUGGCCGACCAGCGCGGCUACGAGUCGGUUGUGUACCACGUCGCUGGGCAAUACCUCAGGACCGACCGCAAGUCCGGCGCCAUCGUCGACCCAAGGCUCAAGCUAAACACGGUGGUGCGCGAAAUAACCUACUUCCCGAGCGGCGUCGCGGUCAGGACGGAGGACGGCAAGGUGUACCGGGCGGACUACGUCGUCGUCUCCGCCAGCCUCGGCGUCCUGCAGACCGACCUCAUACGGUUCAAGCCGAAGCUGCCUUCUUGGAAGAUUGUGUCCAUCUACCAGUUCGACAUGAGCGUGUACACCAAGAUCUUCCUCAAGUUCCCCAAGAGGUUCUGGCCGGAGGGGCCCGGCACGGAGUUCUUUCUCCACGCCAGCGAGAGGAGAGGGUACUACCCGGUGUGGCAACAGUUCGAGAAGCAGUACCCGGGGUCCAACGUGCUGCUGGUGACGGUCACCGACGAUGAGUCGAGGAGGAUCGAGCAGCAGCCUGACAGCGAGACCAUGGCGGAGGCGGUGGAGGUGCUCAGGAAGAUGUUCCCCGGUGAGAAUGUGCCGGACGCCACGGAGAUCCUCGUGCCCAGGUGGUGGUCCAACAGGUUCUUCAAGGGCACCUUCUCCAACUGGCCCAUUGGCGUCAACCGCUACGAAUACGACCUCAUCCGGGCUCCUGUUGGGCGGGUGUACUUCACCGGUGAGCAUACCAGCGAAAAGUACAACGGCUAUGUCCAUGGAGCGUAUCUUGCUGGUAUUGAUUCUGCUGACAUCUUGAUCAACUGUGCCAAGAAAAAGAUGUGCAAGUACAAUGUAAAGGGGAAGCAUGAUUAAUCCAAAGAUUAGCCGCCAAGUGAAUGAACAAAUUAAGAAAACUCCAGAAGUUGCCGUUUCUCAAAGACUUGUCGGUGUUGAUCAUUGUCCA